Molecule: messenger RNA, 384 nt
Organism: Pochonia chlamydosporia 170
Lineage: Eukaryota; Fungi; Ascomycota; Sordariomycetes; Hypocreales; Clavicipitaceae
Product: rare lipoprotein A (RlpA)-like double-psi beta-barrel domain-containing protein
Exons: 1
Coding region: 1-384 (127 amino acids)
Source: RefSeq, a predicted model, not a curated record
AUGUCGACUACUACGGCCCAUAUGGCCCUUCUCAUGCAACUUACCUGUCUGGCGGCCUCUCCGGUUGGCCACACCACAACCAAGUCUAUUACUCGCCGUUCAGUGGGAGAUAUGACCUUCUACAACCCAGGGUUGGGGGCAUGCGGGUCUACGGACCAGGAUGGCGAUCUUGUUGUAGCCGUGGAUCGUGUUACCUAUGAUAAGGAGAAGGCGUGUGGACGAAGCCUUCGCGUCAAAUAUGAAGGAAAGGAGGUUACUGUCAAGGUUGUCGACAAGUGUAUGGGCUGCAAGGUUGGGGACUUGGAUCUCUCGCCUGCGGCAUUCAAACAGGUCAUCGGCGAUUUAGGCAAGGGUCGGGUCAAGGCGGAAUGGGCUUGGGUUUAG